Molecule: messenger RNA, 672 nt
Organism: Bombyx mandarina (wild silkworm)
Lineage: Eukaryota; Metazoa; Arthropoda; Insecta; Lepidoptera; Bombycidae
Source: RefSeq, a predicted model, not a curated record
AUGCCGGUACUUCUAGUUGCUUCGUUACAAGCAAUAACUGUUAAUCCAUUAUGCCCGACGAAUAAAAUAGCUCCUCAUCGAAAAAUUGCGAGUUAUAAUCAGUAUACUGGUCGUACUUUUGGAGCUUUCUAUGAUUUGUUAGCUCCGAAUUAUUCGAAUAGUAAUUCUCCAUUUAAUGAUUUACAAGAAAACCCUCAAGAAGAUGAUGCAAAUGAUUGUGGUGAAAUAGAAGAUUACGAUGAAAAUGAUUUAAGUUCUAUAACACAGCAAUCACAGAGGCGUCAACAACGACACGGCCAUCGCAAUUAUUUUAACGGUUUCUUAAAUAGACCACCCCAUUCCCAACCUACAAUAUCGUCGGUGACAACCCGUCCUCAGAAGCCAAUGUAUCCUUCUACUCGACCACCUUUCUUCUCAGGAGGAUACUUCGGUAAUAAUCCAUAUAGACCGCAACCGAUACAACAUCCAUCUGGUGGGCCCUUGAAUCAUGUGGUUGGCGUUUCGCCAGCCAAGCCUACUCGAAAACCGACACAGUACGAUGUAACUUCGUCCAGAACUCCUAGCUAUUAUGCUUAUGACACGGAACCUACACCAACGACAUAUUACCCGCGAUUGAGGAAAAACAACGAAAAUAAUAUACUCGGCUCUUUUAUUGAUUUGCUAUUUAAAUAA